Effrenium voratum is the source of this 714-nucleotide messenger RNA. The record is from the annotation of a GenBank genome assembly. NCBI's taxonomy places the organism in Eukaryota, Dinophyceae, Suessiales, Symbiodiniaceae.
CCUCUUCCUUCCUUCACUGCUGGAGCCUUUUCGUCCUGGGCCAUGGCGUCUCGAUCCAGUCGCCCGGCGGUAUGCUUGCUCGUGCUGGGCAUUUGGUGCACGGCGCCCGCCUGGAGCAACUUACCUCGGAGAACGCUGUUUGGAGCGCUGCCAGUUCUGGUGGCGCAAACUGCACGAGCGGAUGUGAUCACUCUGCAGCAGGCGCCGCUGCCCAAGGCCUUCAGGGACUCGGUGGUCCCUGCCGCGCAGGCCCUGAAGGAGGCUUUGGAGGCGGAGGAGGCGGUGGGGGACAGCUUCAUCGGAGAGGAGGCUGAAAAGAAGCUUAGCAAGCUCGAGCAGAAGGCUGGCCAGCUAAUACAGAAGUAUGGAGAAAGAUUUAUCUCAGACAGGGGCCUCUCAGAUGAUGACCCCUUGAAAAAGAACUACGUCUACUUCCUCAUGCUCGAAGCCAUCGAUAUUUUCGAGGACGCCGUGAAGUCUGAAAAGUUACCCAAGGCAAGAAAGGAGAUCAUCGAGAAGCUUCAAAAGGUGCUUGAGGUGGCAGAGCAAGUUGGGGUGGAAUGAUUGUGUCUCCCUUUGGGGCUUUAUACAGUCGAGAGAGUGCUCUCCUUUGCCGUUUACCUGAAUGAAAAAACACCCUGGUGCUUGGACUCGAAUUCUGCUCAUCUUCUCUCAACUGCCUGACCAAUUGCGAAUCAAAUUACUACAAGAAAC